GCAAGUCUAGUUCUUUUUCCUCAGACUCAUCAGUGCUUAAUUUGUUUUUGUAACUAUAUAAUUUUUGCCUAUGCAUGCAGUCUGUCAUCUGGAUUGUGAGUCCGGCCAGUCCAAAUUCCAGAGGAGAUCAUGCUAACAAUAUCCUUGCCCUCGUUGUCCUCCGUUGGUAUGUUCCAAGAGCAUUUCAAAUCUACCCUCUAAACAGAUGCAUCAUAAAAACUACAGGAGCAGCUGCUAAGUCUUCUUGGGCUGUAGCUAUAUACAAUCUCCAAUGCUGCAAAAGUUCUAGCUUUUGCGCUGCAAACUUUGUUGCGCAUCAGUUCAAGCGGCUUCAGAACAAGAAGCUCCAGCAAGCCUUUAGGUACUACUCUCACCAAUGGAGGACAUGGGGUGCAUGCUUCAUUCAGUUUGCUUGGAGAAGUGAGAUAGCAGAAGGAAAUUUUGAGGAUGGGAGCUGUGAGAGGACAUUAACUGACAAUCCUAAUAAUGUUCAGCAUCUUGGAGACACAAUAUUGGCCUCAAAGUUUGCCGCGAAUACUAGUAAAGGAUCCUAUCAGAAGACUAGUGUGAUCGAUUCAUCUUCUAACAGCUUAAAGAUGCCACAGUUGCUUAGGCCGGAUAUGAGCCUGAUUUCUCUGUGGGCUACGAGGAAGUUUAGUCAGCACGAUAACAAGUUAGAAACUUUGUAUCACAUUUAUGUAAAUUACCUUGCAGAGUAGGUUUUUCUUUUUCUUAUCUUUUCUUUUCUUUUUUUUCUUAUGUCGGAUAAUAGUUUAUACAACAUGAAAUAGCUUUUUUCUUUCCAAAUCCCUCAUUGGAUUCAAAUUAGAGAUCUCUAAUAUAGAGAUUUAAGUUUU
Messenger RNA from Rubroshorea leprosula, 857 nucleotides. Lineage: Eukaryota; Viridiplantae; Streptophyta; Magnoliopsida; Malvales; Dipterocarpaceae. The record is from the annotation of a GenBank genome assembly.